Molecule: messenger RNA, 3452 nt
Organism: Mytilus trossulus (common blue mussel)
Lineage: Eukaryota; Metazoa; Mollusca; Bivalvia; Mytilida; Mytilidae
Product: zinc finger protein 208-like
Exons: 2
Coding region: 76-2886 (936 amino acids)
Biological process (GO): regulation of transcription by RNA polymerase II
Cellular component (GO): PcG protein complex; chromatin; transcription regulator complex
Molecular function (GO): RNA polymerase II cis-regulatory region sequence-specific DNA binding; DNA-binding transcription factor activity, RNA polymerase II-specific
Source: RefSeq, a predicted model, not a curated record
UAUCUAAAGAGACACACAACUCCAGUUUUAGAUUAGUUGAAGGUUUAGUUAAACCAGUAAUUAACAACAAAAGGUAUGACAACACAAACAGAUGAUACACAUGACAAACCUCAUGUCUGUGAGGUAUGUUGUAAAGGCUUCAGUCAGUCGGGCAGUUUAAUGAAACACAUGAGAAUACAUACAGGUGGUAAACCUCACAACUGUGGUGUAUGCGGGAAGGGCUUUAGUCGGAUGGGUAAUUUAAAGACUCAUAUGAGAACACAUAGGAACAAACCUUAUGGCUGUAAAGUAUGUUGUAAAAGCUUUAGUCAGCUGGAUGAUUUGAAGACUCACAUGAGAACACAUACAGGUGACCAACCUCACAACUGUGGUGUAUGCGGGAAAGGCUUUAGUCGGCUGGAUAAUUUAAAGACUCAUUUGAGAACAAAUAGAAACAAAACUCAUGCCUGUGAUGUAUGCAGUAAAGAGUUCAGUAAGCCUUGUAGUUUAAACAUUCACAUGCUCACACAUACAGGUGAUACAUUGCAUGUAUGUAAAGUAUGUGGUAAAGGCUGUAGUCGGCUCGGUGGUUUAAAGACUCACAUGCGAACACACACAGGGGAUACACCUUAUGUGUGUGAUGUAUGUGGUAGAGGCUUUAGUCAGUCGGGUAGUUUGAAGAAUCACAAGAGAACCCAUACAGGUGAUAAACCAUAUAUCUGUGAUGUCUGUGGUAAAGAAUUUAGUCGGCUGGAUGAUUUAAAAGAUCACCUGAAAAAACAUGUGGGCGAUAAACUUUAUGGCUGUGAUGUGUGUGGAAAAGGGUUUGGUCGGCUGGAUAAUUUAAAGAAUCAUAUGAGAACACAUACGGACGAUAAACAUCAUGACUGUGAUGUUUGUGGUAAAGGGUUUAGUCAGCCUUGUAGUUUGAAGAAUCACAAAAGAACACAUACCGGUGAUAUACAUGUACCUUAUGAAUGUGAUGUAUGUGGUAGUGGGUUUAGUCGUCUUGGUAAUUUACAGACACACAUGAGAACACAUACAGGUGAAAAACCUCAUGCCUGUGAUUUAUGUGGUAAACAGUUUAGUCAGUCGAGUAGUUUGAAAAUUCACAAGAGAACACAUACCGGUGAUAAACCAUAUAGCUGUGAUGUAUGUGGUAAAGGGUUUAGUCAGUCUAGUAAACUAAGGUAUCACAUGAGAACACAUACAGGUCAUAAACCUCAUCAUUGUGAUGUAUGUGGUAAGGGCUUUACUCGGCCGGAUAGUCUAAAGACUCAUAUGAAAACACAUACGGACGAUAAACCUCAUGAUUGCGAUGUAUGUGGUAAAGGCUUUAGUCGGCUGAAGGAUUUAAAGACUCACAUGAGAACACAUACAUAUGAUCAACCUCAUGACUGUGGUGUAUGCGGUAAGGGCUUUAGUCGGCGUCAUUAUUUACAGAUUCACAUGAGAAUACAUACAGGUAAUAAACCUCAUUCAUUCGACUUAACAACAAAAGGUAUGACAACACAAACAGAUGAUACACAUGACAAACCUCAUGUCUGUGAGGUAUGUUGUAAAGGCUUCAGUCAGUCGGGCAGUUUAAUGAAACACAUGAGAAUACAUACAGGUGGUAAACCUCACAACUGUGGUGUAUGCGGGAAGGGCUUUAGUCGGAUGGGUAAUUUAAAGACUCAUAUGAGAACACAUAGGAACAAACCUUAUGGCUGUAAAGUAUGUUGUAAAAGCUUUAGUCAGCUGGAUGAUUUGAAGACUCACAUGAGAACACAUACAGGUGACCAACCUCACAACUGUGGUGUAUGCGGGAAAGGCUUUAGUCGGCUGGAUAAUUUAAAGACUCAUUUGAGAACAAAUAGAAACAAAACUCAUGCCUGUGAUGUAUGCAGUAAAGAGUUCAGUAAGCCUUGUAGUUUAAACAUUCACAUGCUCACACAUACAGGUGAUACAUUGCAUGUAUGUAAAGUAUGUGGUAAAGGCUGUAGUCGGCUCGGUGGUUUAAAGACUCACAUGCGAACACACACAGGGGAUACACCUUAUGUGUGUGAUGUAUGUGGUAGAGGCUUUAGUCAGUCGGGUAGUUUGAAGAAUCACAAGAGAACCCAUACAGGUGAUAAACCAUAUAUCUGUGAUGUCUGUGGUAAAGAAUUUAGUCGGCUGGAUGAUUUAAAAGAUCACCUGAAAAAACAUGUGGGCGAUAAACUUUAUGGCUGUGAUGUGUGUGGAAAAGGGUUUGGUCGGCUGGAUAAUUUAAAGAAUCAUAUGAGAACACAUACGGACGAUAAACAUCAUGACUGUGAUGUUUGUGGUAAAGGGUUUAGUCAGCCUUGUAGUUUGAAGAAUCACAAAAGAACACAUACCGGUGAUAUACAUGUACCUUAUGAAUGUGAUGUAUGUGGUAGUGGGUUUAGUCGUCUUGGUAAUUUACAGACACACAUGAGAACACAUACAGGUGAAAAACCUCAUGCCUGUGAUUUAUGUGGUAAACAGUUUAGUCAGUCGAGUAGUUUGAAAAUUCACAAGAGAACACAUACCGGUGAUAAACCAUAUAGCUGUGAUGUAUGUGGUAAAGGGUUUAGUCAGUCUAGUAAACUAAGGUAUCACAUGAGAACACAUACAGGUCAUAAACCUCAUCAUUGUGAUGUAUGUGGUAAGGGCUUUACUCGGCCGGAUAGUCUAAAGACUCAUAUGAAAACACAUACGGACGAUAAACCUCAUGAUUGCGAUGUAUGUGGUAAAGGCUUUAGUCGGCUGAAGGAUUUAAAGACUCACAUGAGAACACAUACAUAUGAUCAACCUCAUGACUGUGGUGUAUGCGGUAAGGGCUUUAGUCGGCGUCAUUAUUUACAGAUUCACAUGAGAAUACAUACAGGUAAUAAACCUCAUUCAUUCGACGUAUGUGGUUAAAAGUUUAGUCGUCGGUGUAAUUUACAGACACAUGAGAACACAUACAGGUGAUUAACCUCAUGUCGAAGAUGUUGGAGAUAAAAGUUUUAGUUAUUUUAGAAAUGUGCAGAGACACAUGAGAACACAUACAAGAGUUACAUCUCAUGACUGUGAUGUUGGAGAUAACGAUUUUAGUAACUUCAAAAAUGUACAGAGACUCAUGAGAACAAAUACAGUCGAUAAAUCUCAUUAUUUUGAUGUUGGUGGUAAAAGUCUUAGUGUUAUCUUAGAAAUGUGCAGAGACACGUGAGAACACAUAUAUAGGAGAUACAUUGUAUGUACAUGUAUGUGGUAAAAGUUUUAAUCUGAUUUGUAAUUUACAGAAACACAUUACAAGACAUGUACAGCCUGUAAAACCACAAUAAUGUAAUGCAUGUGUUGCAGAAUUUAUUGGAAUUUGUGACUUAAAAAGACAACUUAGAAUACAAACUUGGGUAAAACUCGUUAAAAUGAAUUUUGUAUUAAAAAAUUUAUUUGAAGUAAUAAAUUAAUAGUUGUUAAAGAUUGAGUAAAUGUUAGAACAUACA